AUGGACAGAGACAUUGAAACAUGGGUGACAACAUGCAAUAAAUGCCAGAAGUCCAGACCUACUUCCCCACUAGCACCGGUCCUCGACUGGGAGACACCAAGAGGCCCCUGGUCGAGGAUCCACAUAGAUUUCGCUGGACCCACAAAAGGAUAUACAUUUUUAAUCAUUGUCGAUGCCUACUCGAACUGGUUGGAAGUCAGCGUCAUGAAUUCCACGACAACUGAAGCCGUCACCAAACAACUAAGAAAACUUUUCGCCACGCAUGGGUUGCCGGAUUUGCUAGUUUCAGACAAUGGCCCCCAGUUCACAGCCUUAGCUUUCGAACAAUUCCUUGCAGAACAGGGCAUACGACAUGCCCUCACAGCGCCAGCUCACCCGGCUUCAAACGGAAGGGCGGAACGCAUGGUUAGAUAUACGAAAGAGGCAUUGGAAAAAAUUGACACAGGUGACAUUCAAGACAAAAUCAAUACAAUGCUCACAAUCCAACAUAUAAUGCCGAGCACAUCAACAAACAAGAGUCCAGCUGAACUUUUAAGGGGCAGAAAAUUGCGGACAUAUUUGGAUAGGUUGCACCCCACCUACAACCCUGAAAAGCCACCAGACUCUUCCAGGAAGUACCGCACAUUUAUACCAGGCGACCUGGUAUAUGCAAAAAAAUCUUACCGGAGACCCAUUGUGGCUACUGGCUACAAUAACGCAAAUAACAGGGCCCCGGUCAUACCGGUUGGAAAUGACGGACGGCAGAACCUGGAAGAGGCACAUCGACCAACUACGGUCUCGAACCAUCGAACGGAUCACCGACACGCCCCGAAGCACAGAACAUGCACUCACACAAAAUCCAAUAAAUAA
Notechis scutatus (mainland tiger snake) is the source of this 849-nucleotide messenger RNA. NCBI's taxonomy places the organism in Eukaryota, Metazoa, Chordata, Lepidosauria, Squamata, Elapidae. The record is from RefSeq and is a predicted model, not a curated record.